Molecule: messenger RNA, 1481 nt
Organism: Chanos chanos (milkfish)
Lineage: Eukaryota; Metazoa; Chordata; Actinopteri; Gonorynchiformes; Chanidae
Gene: znf644a
Product: zinc finger protein 644a
Exons: 5
Coding region: 80-1303 (407 amino acids)
Biological process (GO): regulation of transcription by RNA polymerase II
Cellular component (GO): nucleus
Molecular function (GO): DNA-binding transcription factor activity, RNA polymerase II-specific; RNA polymerase II cis-regulatory region sequence-specific DNA binding
Source: RefSeq, a predicted model, not a curated record
UCCACCUCGGAAGCUAGCUGUCAAAGAAGAAUGCAUUGAAGCAGAAAUAUUUGAUGACACCUCGUCAUCCACGCCAACAAUGAAACGUGAAUCAUUCUCUGAAUUUGAGGCAGAACGCAAAUCGUGCCCCUACUGCCCAGCUGUCUUUGAAUCUGGAGUUGGCCUUUCCAAUCAUGUUAGAGGACAUUUACACAGGGUUGGCUUAAGUUACAAUGCUCGCCAUGUCGUCUCAGCUGCACAAGUGGCCUCACAAGACAAGAUGCCUCGUAUCCGCCGAAGGAUGGGUGCAGUACGUCACAUAAAAACAGAAACCGCUCUUCAGCUGACAGAGGCACAGGAUGAACUUACCUGCCCAUUAUGCAGAGAGUGGUUUGACACAAGGACUGGCCUGUCCAAUCAUGUACGGGGCCAUCUGAAGCGAUUAAAAAAAGCAUUUUCUACAACUGCUGCCAAAUCUCCAGUGUUGGUUCUGAAGGAGUUGAUGCGUGACAAGAAACAGUUCCAAGCAAGAGUGCAAGCUCUCCAAAAGAAGAGUCGAGAGUCCCGUUCUGUAAAACACGUUGGUUUAAUAAGUUCAAAUGGUCUGUUCUACUCGUCCACUGCCAAAGUCCAAAGCUUCCGACGAGGAGGCAAACAGCAGGGACCAGUGUCAUCCCAAUCAGGAGAAGAGAGAAGGGAAAAGAAGAGAGUAGAGACUAAAGAUGGGGUCAAAGGAUCUCCAUCAAGUGAUCUAAUUGGGAUUCUGAAAAAGAGGAAAACUCACGAAGAGACCAAGGUGAAAAGUCCAUCUCAAACGGCAAGAAAGGCUAUUCAUAUAUCUCCUACCAAAGAGCGUGGGAUGGGAAUACAGAUUCACAAAGCACUGCCAAACUCAAUUUCAGAUAAAAGUGACCUAAAUAGAAAGGUAUGUGUUCACUGUAAUGCCACUUUCCACAGUGGUGUAAGCCUCUCCAAUCAUUUACGAGCUUACGCACGUCGAAAGAGAAAUGCCCUUCUAGAGGGAACAACGUAUGACUGUAAACAGAGGAAACAGAGGUCAAGGUCUGGGUCAAAGAAGAAAACUCAUCCAUCACUGCACAUGCCUGAGGAAAUAUAUAGACUUACUUGCAGGUUUUGUGAUCUAGUCUUCCAGGGUCCUCUUUCGGUCCAGGAGGACUGGAUAAAGCAUUUACAGAGGCACAUCAUGAACACCAGUGUACCGCACACAGGAGCAGGUAUGGUGGAGGUCACCUCCUUUCCCAAGGACCCCAGCAUGGACAGAGAAGAGCAGGCGCAACCAACAUUGACUCAAGCUGCCUGUUAAGCCCAGGAAACUUUUUAGAUUUUCAUUCUAGAAUUAUUGUCUGUAGAUGUUUUAAAUUCACAAUUUCCCCAGAAUUUUGUAUGUUCAUUAAUAAUGAGACAAUACAUUUUCACCGUUCAUGUCAGUUGUUUUUAAAAUGAUAUUGUCAUAUUGUACUGGUACCUUACAUGGUUCACGU